Camelina sativa (false flax) is the source of this 824-nucleotide messenger RNA. The record is from RefSeq and is a predicted model, not a curated record. Lineage: Eukaryota; Viridiplantae; Streptophyta; Magnoliopsida; Brassicales; Brassicaceae.
GAUUACACCAGUGAGUUAAGAGAUAGUCUUUUGUGGUCUGAGGGCUUGAUUCCAACUGGACGUUUUCGCGAUGCACAAUCCUCAAUCUGCGAGAAUCUGUCAGCUGAUAGUCCAGUGUCAGCCAAUAAACCUGAGGCAAGAGGAGGAGCUCGGAGAACCACGAGUGCAUCUUCUCAUGAUCACUCUGAUGAAGAAGAUGCAGAGACAGAAGCUGGUCAAUCUGAAAUGACUAAUGAUCCUAAUGAUCUAAAACGUAUCAGAAGGAUGUAUUCAAACAGGGAAUCAGCAAGGCGGUCAAGGAGAAGGAAGCAAGAGUACUUGGUAGAUCUUGAAUCUCAGGUUGAUUCUUUGAAAGGAGAGAACUCGACACUGUACAAGCAGCUCAUAGACGCAACGCAACAGUUUCGUAGCGCUGGAACAAAUAACAGAGUUCUUAAAUCAGAUGUUGAAACUCUGAGAGUCAAGGUGAAACUAGCAGAAGAUUUGGUAGCUAGAGGUUCCCUCACUAGCAGCUUGAAUCAACUUUUACAAACUCAUCUAAGUCCACCACCACACUCCAUUAACAGCCUGCACUACACAGGACAUACCUCACCUGCCAUGACAGUCCACAGUGACCAAUCUUUGUUCCCUGGAAUGACACUUUCUGGACAGACCUCAAGCCCUGGACUUGGUAAUGUAUCCAGUGAAGCUGUUAGCUGUGUCUCAGACAUCUGGCCAUGACUCUCUUUCUUCACAACAUGUAAUGAUCACUCAGCUAAUGUCCUGUAUGUGUUUCACUAUAGAACGAGAAACAUAAUGAAAGCCGACGUGUUCGUUAAAUGAUC